AUGCGGGGAAUCCCGGAGGAGGAAAGGCGAUGGCACAGGUCCCAGUGGCCCAAAGAGCCCAAGCCGAGACCCAAGGCAGAAAAUGCGACAUCGCCUAAACUUCCGGUGCCGCAGGGGGACGUCCUGCCUGGACGGCUCACUGAGGUGGAGGCGGCAAAGCUGAGGGCUCGCGAGGAGGGUGAGAAGGUGGUGGGCGACAUCCUGGAGGAGUUGGUGGACCAAGUGAUGGAUGACGUCUGCAAAUCCUAACUGGAACGGCAGUGCAUUCCGUACACCGUGAACGGGGCACGGGAGACCAUACUCCAGAUGGGCCAGAUGCGAUUCAUGCCCCGGGAUGAGGGAGAACCCCACCUGGCAGAGGACCCCACGUGGGCGGAGGACGAGGAACCCUCACCUUGCCCGACUGACACCUGGGCUCUGGGAGCCUUGCCCGUGCGGUGCGCGCCCUCCUCGGUGGAAGGGAAGACCAGCCGAGGCAAAGACAGCCCCGCCCCAGCUCCUUCCCACCUCCCGCCCCCGCCCCACCGCGUCUCUGUUCUCUUCAGGGCCUCUCUGGGCAGCUCCAACCUUAGUUCCUCUGUCUCCUGUGUCUGCAUCUGGCCAUCAGUUUUCUUCCCUCUCCCGUCUGGGGUUCCCAUCUGAGAGUUGCGUCCCAGCCCCAGCCUCCAAUUCCCUACUUUAAA
Messenger RNA from Vicugna pacos (alpaca), 683 nucleotides. NCBI's taxonomy places the organism in Eukaryota, Metazoa, Chordata, Mammalia, Artiodactyla, Camelidae. The record is from RefSeq and is a predicted model, not a curated record.